AUGGAUGGUGACAAGAAAGAGUGCGUUAAAAUGCAUGAUAUUAUUCGUGAUGUGGCCAUAUCAAUUGCAAAAACGAAGGAGCAUGGCGGCUUUAUAGUACGAUGUGAUAAUGAUUUGGAAGAGUGGCUAGAGAUGCAUUCAAGUGAAAUGGAAGAGUGCACUGCAAUCUCACUCGUAUAUAAGAAAAUCAAGAAACAUCCUGAUAGUUUGGUGUGCCCCAAGCUCAAGCUUCUUAGUUUGUCUUCCAGAGAUCGUUGGGCUAAAUUAGAACUGAGUCAGAAUUUUUUCGAAGGGAUUAAAAAAAUCGAGGUUUUAGCUUUUCAAAGUGUUCACAUUCAAUCACUUCCAGCAUCAUGGCAAAUCCUACAAAACAUCCGGACCUUGCAUUUGGAGUGUUGUGAUUUAAGAGAUAUUUCAAGAAUUGGAGGAUUAGUGAUGCUAGAAAUCCUCAGCUUGAUUGGUUCUCAAAUCGAAGAGUUGCCAAAGGAGAUAGGAAAUCUUCAACAUCUAAAGGUGUUGGAUAUGACAAAAUGCAAAUGGCUUAAUAGAAUUCCACCUGGUGUACUCUCGAGAUUAACCACAUUGGAAGAGUUAAAGAUUUUCCCCUUCAGUAGUUGGAGUUCUCUGGAAGGAAAUGAAGAGAAAACCUCCGCAUGUCUUGACGAGAUAACUCCUCUGCUUGAUCGAUAUUUGAAAGUUUUAAAUGUUUGGAUACCAAACGUGGAGUUUGUUCCAAGGAAUUUUCCUUUCAAGAAUUUGACAAGAUUUUUAAUUGCUGUGGGCCUACCAUAUAUAGAUGAAAACGAUUAUUUAUUUAAAAAGCGUUUGCGGCUACACGGAGUUAGUCCUGAUUCUAUAAAACAGAGUGGGAUUCAUCCAAUAGUCAAGAAAUGUGAAGUUUUGGAAUUAGCACUGGUGUAUGAUUUGAAGAAUUUAUUUCCCCAUUUUGAUGAGGAGGAGCAAGAUGGUUUCUCGUGGUUGAGGACUCUUAAAGUAUACUGCUGCAAGGAAAUGGAGUACGUGGUGAAAUUCACGUCAAAUAAUAAUCGGACUGAUCUUCAUGUUCCAAACAUAUUCCCUCUUUUGGAGGAAUUGUAUUUGGGAGGUCUUGAUGGAUUGAAGGGAAUAUUCCAUUAUAAUUCUGAUGAUUUACAACUUCCUCCUACUGAUCAUCAGUUUGUUAGAAAGGAGAGGAUUUCCAUAGCAUCAUCUCUUCCAAGAGGAUUUCCACAGCUCCAAAGAUUGACUGUAUCAUUCUGCCCAUCAUUAGAAGAAAUCAUUUCCGUGAGGAACCGCAAAACUGAUGAUCCUAUUAAUACAUCUACAUCCGAUGAUAUGAUUCUCUUCCCCAAAUUAACUGACUUAACUCUGGGGUGCCUACCGAGUCUAAUCAGUUUGUGCAGAGCCAUAGAUGAUGAGGGAAGUACAGGGCCACCUAAGGAUGCUGAUGGAGUAGAAAGCAGCACCGAUAAUAUGAAUACUCCCACUGAAAUACUUGUUCCCUUCAGAUCUUACUCCAAUCAACAGUAA
Ziziphus jujuba (common jujube) is the source of this 1530-nucleotide messenger RNA. Its product is annotated as probable disease resistance protein At4g27220. The record is from RefSeq and is a predicted model, not a curated record. Lineage: Eukaryota; Viridiplantae; Streptophyta; Magnoliopsida; Rosales; Rhamnaceae. The coding region runs from base 1 to 1530 and encodes 509 amino acids. The transcript has 3 exons.